GUAGGCCUCUGUGUGUAUGAGGAGAAGAGACUCCGAUCGUCUUCAUUCACGUUCAGGCCGUCCAGCUCCUCUAGUGAAACUGGUCCCAGCGAGAAAAGAGUGCGCUCCUCGUCAUUCAGCCUCCUGACCGCCUUCCCUCCAAAUCAGCCAGCACUGAAAAAUAAUGUGUUCAUGCCUUCCACUCUCCUGCAAGAUCGAACACAGAGGAACAGUAAAGACUCGGAGGAAAGUUUGCUUGCUUGGACAGUUAUAAAACCAGCAACAUUGCAGCCUCCACAAGUAACUGUGUCUCCAGACAUCGAGAGUUCGCAGACCAGGACGGAAGAGAAGCUGACCCUAGAAGAAAAAAGCAACGCUCUAGUGAAUCAUGCAGGACAGCCAAAGUCUGCUCAUGGAUCCACCUGCAUCCUGGGGAUGGAAACGAGAUCUAGAAUGCAGCCUUUGGAUCGGAUGUCUCAUAAAUAUACAACAGAUUUUGUCUUUGGUGAGAACAUGGAAAAGAGAGUCAUGAGUCCCAAGAGGCCGACACCGUCUCAGACCAGAGUACCGCUGUGCAGACGGGAAUCCACGUCAGCUAGAUUAUCAAAUAACAGGAACUGGCCUUAUCAGAAGCACAGAUUGCACACGAGCCUCGUAGAGUCAGCUGCAGCAUACACCUCCAGGCCAAGAAUGAAAUAUGAACUGGACCAAGUGAAGGUUAUCACUGGAGAAGAGUCCGAGCGCAAUGUGCUACAGAUUAGCUGCAAGCUCUUUGUGUUUAACAAAGACAAUCAGGUGUGGACAGAAAGAGGACGGGGUUACCUUAGGCUCAAUGACACUGCUGUCAAUGAUAAUGGACCAUUCCGAUCUCGCAUAGUGAUGCGGAAUCAUGGCAAUCUGAAGCUGAUCCUGAACAGUAAAAUCUUCAGUGAGAUGAAGCUGGAGAGAGCGAACAGAAAGAGUCUGCAUAUCACCGCCACUGAUCUGACCGACGGCAGCCUCAAAAUAUUCCUUGUGCAAGCAAGUGUGAAAGAUACAGCACGCCUUCAUGCUGCAAUCCAUCAUCGGCUCAUCGCAAUGAGCAGCUUCCGGUCCAGGCAGGAGCAGAGCAUGUCCGUCACUGAGGAUGAAAACAGCUCCCAUUCACAGCUUCUCAACAGCGAUUCUGAGGAUGAAGAGGAUGACGAAAUGAAACUCUGUUCUAGUAAAAUGUCAGAUCAUCUCCAGUUGAUCCGCCAGCGGCCCGUCCUGUACUCCUGA
This is a messenger RNA of Staurois parvus, 1239 nucleotides long. Lineage: Eukaryota; Metazoa; Chordata; Amphibia; Anura; Ranidae. The record is from the annotation of a GenBank genome assembly.